Molecule: messenger RNA, 2761 nt
Organism: Hyalella azteca
Lineage: Eukaryota; Metazoa; Arthropoda; Malacostraca; Amphipoda; Hyalellidae
Product: transient receptor potential cation channel protein painless-like
Exons: 7
Coding region: 23-2761 (912 amino acids)
Biological process (GO): monoatomic ion transport; transmembrane transport
Cellular component (GO): membrane
Molecular function (GO): monoatomic ion channel activity; protein binding
Source: RefSeq, a predicted model, not a curated record
GACGUAGUUGUACGCUGCGGUGAUGCCGCAUACUAAUUCUGUGACCCCAGAGCAUCGGGUGUGUCUGGUUGCACUCAACCGCAUCUCGUCUGCCGGUACUAUGACAGUCGACAUCGAAAAUCAACGCCGUUUACUCGUACCAGACAACGCAAAGAUGCCGAAAUGGGAGAAAAUUUCGAAGAUCAUUGAGAAAGACGACGCCAAGGAGCUGCGGCAGCAGCUGGAGCACGAGACGCUGGAGCUGGUGGCCCGGCCCCAAGACUCCAGGCACCACAAGACGGCGCUCCAUGCCGCUGUUGAGAGCCCCGCUCCAGAGUGCCUGAAGGUCCUGCUGGACGCCAGCCCAGGUCUAGAUGUCCUGGACUCUCCAGACAUCGACGGCAACACGCCUCUACAUGCAGCGGUGAAGGGUCUUAAUAGUGACGCCAUCACUAAACUUAUUAACGCAGGAGCUAAUGUGAACUUACGCAAUGAUCAGGGACAUUCCCCCCUCCACCUGCUGGCUUAUGCGGCGGCCACUGCUGCGAGUGCUGAGAACUUCGAUAAAUGCGUUGAUGCUUUGCUCAAGUGUCCAAGUUUGGACUUUGAAGCUUUGAAUAACAGUAAGAUCACUCCCUUGCGAGCCGCGGCAGGGAAAAUGCCAAGUAAGACAGGCUCUUUGGUAACGUUUUGUCAGAAGCUGGUGCAGAAAGGAGCAAAUAUCGACACCAGCACGCGGUCAAUUUUAGAUAAGCAUAACUUUCCGAACAUUCCGAUCGAGCCCACAACUUUGCCACAGCCUCAAACCGCGACUGCGAAACUCCUCAACCUUCUUAUACUCAACCAACCUGAAGGCAUCGCGGAUAUGUUUAGGGGUGUGAGUGGCUCGCAGGAAGUUCGUGCGGCGGUCAACUGCUACUUCGGGUCGAAGAAAGCCUUAUACUACCUUGUUGACCGCUGCAGCGAGACGGGGGUGAAGGCACUCCUACAGGCCGGGGCCGACCCUUGGUCCAGUAACAGGAACGGCGAGCUUGCCCUCCACAGGGCACUGGCUCGUGGGCACGUGGCUAUCGUGAACCUCCUCAUCAGUGAGAUGAAGAAGAAUAACAGGAACCGCGUGGUUGAUCUGCGGCACAAAAGUUUCUCUCUACUGCAAAAAGCGCUAGAAAAUAACAAAGCUGCUGAUAAAACUGUUACAGAAUCCUAUGAUCCGAAUAAAUGCUUGCAGCGCUUGUUUGAAAACGACGUUUUAAUAGAUGUUAAUCAAAAGGAAGAAGGGACCGUCGUAAACCAAACUGCUCUCCACAUUGCCGGUGCAAUGAACAACCAAGAAGCUAUGGCGAUUCUUCUCGAACAUGGAGCGUAUCUCGGCGAGCAUCGAAUGAUCGGGAAGCAAGACAAUGGAACGGUUCUUAAAGCUUUAAUUGCAAAGACACUUGAGAAAACCAUGGAUAAUUGCAUCAAAGUUCCGUCCCAAACCAUUGAGAAAAACGAGGAUGAUACCUUGGAUCCCGAUUACACUCUUGAGCUGAACUACCAGUUCCUAAUGAGCCCCACCCCCAGCGAGCCCACUAAAGUUCAGCAGCUCGAGAACGAAGUAUCGCCACUAUACGACGUCAGUCAAAGCCAAGAACACCGCAACUCCAUCAAACAUCCACUUAUACAAACUUUCCUUUACGCCAAGUGGAGGAAGGUAUUUCCACUUUACAUUCUGAAUUUAUUUCUCUAUAUGAUGUUUGUAAUACUCCUCACCGGAUUUAUGUACGGGCUGAAGAACUUACGAGUGGUAGAAAACUUGGCUUCGUCAAGCAACUCCACAGAAGCCCAGCACCUGGAGGAAGAGAUUCUGCGGUACCGAAGUACUCGCACCGCCUGCAUGGCUUUUGUCCUCAUAAUCACGGUCUACAUGAUGGCUAAGGAAGUUUUCCAGAUCGCGUUCACGUAUAAAAGUUACUUUCGGUGCAUCGAGAACUACUUGGAAUGGUUCUUGAUCGUCGCAGUUCUGGUGGCCUGCUUGGUACCGCUGUCUGUGUCCGCCACUCGACACCUCGCGGCCUGGGCGAUGAUCGCUGCAUGGUAUCAGUUCGUGCUGGUGCUCGGCCGAGCGCCGCCGCUCGCCAUCUACAUCACAAUGCUGCGCCACGUGUCCUGGAACUUCCUGAAGCUCGUCUUUCUUUUCGGCUUCCUCAUCAUCGCGUUCAGCAUCAGCUUCAACAUCAUCCUCCAGCCUGAUGACGGUGCACAGAGCGGGGACUUCGCGGACUUCUGGACGACGCUGCCGCGUGCCAUCGUCAUGUCCACGGGCGAGUUCGAAUAUUCGUCCAUCAGCGAGGAGCUGACGAAGGCAGGCACGGUCUACGCCACGUCAACCGUGCUUAUCUUCCUAGUGUUCCUCUUCCUCAUCUUCCUCGUCCUGAUGAACGUCAUGACGGGUCUCGCCGUCACUGAUGCUAAGGAAAUUGUUGAAGACGCGGUGCUCUAUUCCCUCAAGUCGCGACUCGAACUCGUGUACCUCAACGAGCAGCUGUUCAUCAAGGUGCGCUUCCUGCAGCGCCUCCUGCCGCGCCUGCAGCUGCUCAGCAGCAAGCAGCGGCGGCUGCUCGUCAAGAUCAACAAGUUGCCCAAGACUGAGAGGAUCAUUUACGGCGACCAGGAGCAGCUCAAGUGCAAACUGGACAACCGCACGGCUGAAGUAAUCAGGAAUCACCGCCUCAACAGGAUCGCAGCUCAACGUGAGGAGCGCAUGCAGGAUCNAUGUGAACUAACAUGUGAAAAAUACUGA